This is a messenger RNA of Salvia miltiorrhiza (redroot sage), 1313 nucleotides long. RefSeq lists its product as uncharacterized. The record is from RefSeq and is a predicted model, not a curated record. Lineage: Eukaryota; Viridiplantae; Streptophyta; Magnoliopsida; Lamiales; Lamiaceae. The coding region runs from base 144 to 1028 and encodes 294 amino acids. The transcript is spliced from 3 exons.
CCCGCUUCUUUUUCCACGUAAGCUAAUUGGCCCCACAUCUCGGGUAUAUAAAAGCCACUUCCAAGGAUCGUUGAAAAUCACAAAUCUUUAUUAACCAAACAUAAAAUACAAUUUGUAGGGUUUGGCUGGUAAAAAAGCGAGAAAUGGCCAGAGUUUCUAAAAACCACAGGAUUUUGACGUGCGACGGCCGGGAAUCUGAGUUUUCCGCCGAAACGACUAUCAAUUUAUCCGACGACACCGUCUUCCAGUUCCUCAGCGAAGAAUGCGAAGGCUUGAGUAGCAUAUUCGACGAUGAUGCAGACGACGUUGAGAAAGAAAAUCAAAAUGAUAAUGAAAUUCGAGGCGCAGAAGACGACAAUUUUUGGGAAACUCAACAUCAAUUAUUGCAAUCUACGAUAUGCAGAACGAGUUCUUUGGAAUCUAGAAUCCGAAAUAUCAGCAAAGAAGCACUAAAAGAAGCAGAACAGUCCGGCGGCGUUUGCGAAUGCGGCAGACCUGCCGACGGUUGCCGGAAAUGCCUAAUGGCGGAGAUGUGCCGCCGCCUCCAGAAUGCGGGGUUUAAUAGUGCAAUUUGCAAGUCCAAGUGGAAGAGCUCGCCCGAUAUUCCUUCAGGGGAACACACGUUCUUGGAUGUAAUCGAGGGGUCGAAUCCGAAGAAAGAAGUUCGGGUGAUCAUCGAGUUGAAUUUCCGAGGGCAAUUCGAGAUGGCGCGAGCAAACGAAGAGUACAACAAAUUAGUGAAGAAGCUGCCGGAGAUAUUCGUGGGGAAGAUGGAGAGGCUGCUGGCCGUGCUAAAGAUCGUGUGCGGAGCCGCCAAGAGGUGCAUGAAGGAGAAGAAGAUGCACAUGGCGCCGUGGAGAAAGCAUCGCUACAUGCAAGCUAAGUGGCUCAGAACUUGCGAGCGCUUGUCGUCCACGCAAACAUUCUCCUCGGGCUACUCCGGCCGCCCCGCCCGCCCCGGGAAAUCCUUGCUCACCGUCGACUUGAUGAUGGAGAAUCUGCAUAGACCCGUUGUUGCAGUCGUAUGAAAUUCCGAGUGUUUUUACCUUUUUGCCCUUUUGUUUUUCCUUUUUGCCUGUGCCAUCCCUUUCUCGCGAGAUAUAUAUAUUAAUAGUUGAGUGAGGAUCGCAACAAAAGGUCCUGCUUCGAAGAUGAGUCUCGACUUGUAUUUUUGUAUUUGCAGUACUAACUAAUGUAAUGAAAAAAAGGGGGCAAUCAUGUACAUAAAAGCUUUGUAAAAAAUGAGAGCCUACUAAGAACGACGUCAUCGAAACUAUGGAAAUUAAUAAAAUUUUCCUUUACACUUAGUUAAA